CAAGAGUGGUCCUGCAGACAGAUCCUCACAGCAGACCACACGGUCUUCUGGUAGCCAAAGAGGAUUCCACUUUAUCACUGACAAGCAGUUCUUUUGAUCUUUUUGUGUCUUAUCCUUAUCUGACACUGUGUUUUUUGCACUAUUUUUGUUCAUCUCAUUUAGAAUAGUUUUAUAUGAUUUUUGUUAUAUAAAGUUAAAAUGUUAUUUAUUAUUUUGUAGCCAAGUGAGGAACCUCAACACAACUGGAAGGUGACAAACGAAAUUUUCAACUGAGGGAGCUUUUCACUUGAUACUGGUGAACCGGUCAUUUGCCUUUACCAAAAGCUGAGUACCCCUCCAUGCUGAAGGAUAGAGUCCCGAUUAACCUGAUGUCAUCAGUCGUAGCCCCAGAAAAAAACCCUUCCAAUGCUAUGGGUGCAAAAGAGGUGGAGCUGAUCCUUGUGAAGGAGCAGAAUGGAGUUCAGUUCACCUCCACCACCCUUGUAGCACCGACCACGACUCAGACCAGCCCCAGUGGUGAGGCGGAAAGGGAAACUUGGGGAAAGAAAAUUGACUUCCUGCUAUCAGUGAUUGGAUUUGCGGUGGAUCUCGCCAACGUCUGGAGGUUUCCUUACCUCUGCUACAAAAAUGGGGGAGGUGCUUUCUUGGUUCCAUACCUGUUCUUUAUGGUGAUAGCGGGCAUGCCUCUAUUUUACAUGGAGCUGGCUCUGGGACAGUACAACAGAGAGGGAGCCGCAGGGGUCUGGAAAAUAUGUCCCAUAUUUAAAGGUGUUGGAUUUACAGUGAUCCUCAUUUCCCUUUAUGUUGGCUUCUACUAUAAUGUCAUCAUCUCUUGGGCUCUCUACUACCUCUUCUCCUCAUUCACCAGCGAGCUCCCCUGGGUGCAUUGCAACAACUCUUGGAAUAGUCCAAACUGCUCUGACUGGGCUGACAACAGCACAAUCAGUGACAUUUAUAAGGCCACACCAGCUCAAGAGUACUUUGAGCGAGGGGUGCUCCAUAUUCAGGACAGCAGCGGUAUUGAUGACCUGGGUCGCCCACGAUGGCAGUUGACUUCCUGUCUCGGUGUGGUCAUUAUUUUGCUUUACUUCAGUCUGUGGAAGGGUGUCAAGACGUCCGGCAAGGUUGUGUGGAUCACAGCCACCAUGCCCUAUGUCGUCUUGACUGUGCUGCUCAUCCGCGGAGUCACCCUGCCCGGAGCCACGGAUGGCAUUAAGGCUUACCUUUCUGUCGACUUCCUAAAACUCUGUGAUGCCAAGGUUUGGAUCGAUGCCGCCACGCAAAUCUGUUUCUCACUGGGAGUUGGGUUUGGUGUGCUAAUCGCCUUUUCCAGCUACAACAAAUUCAGCAACAACUGCUACAGGGACGCCAUCAUCACGAGCUCCAUUAACUCUUUGACCAGCUUCUUCUCUGGCUUUGUUGUCUUCUCCUUCCUUGGCUACAUGUCAUACAAGCACAAUGUGGCACUGGAAAAGGUUGCAAGAGACGGGGCUGGAUUGGUGUUUGUUAUUUACCCAGAAGCCAUUGCCACUUUACCUGGGUCAUCGGUGUGGGCAGUCAUUUUCUUCAUCAUGCUCUUGACACUAGGCAUCGACAGUGCCAUGGGUGGAAUGGAGUCUGUCAUUACUGGUCUGAUUGAUGAAUUCAAAUGCCUCCAUAAGCACAGAGAACUGUUCACCCUCUUCAUUGUGUCCGCCACUUUCCUCAUCUCUCUUUUCUGCGUUACAAAUGGUGGGAUGUAUGUGUUUACUCUAUUGGACCACUUUGCCGCAGGGACAUCCAUUCUGUUUGGAGUGCUUAUUGAAGCUAUCGGUAUUGCAUGGUUUUACGGUGUGGACCGAUUCAGUGAUGACAUUGAGGAAAUGAUUGGUCACAGGCCAGGCAGAUACUGGAGGCUGUGCUGGAAAUUUGUCAGCCCUUGCUUUCUACUGUUUAUGGUGGUAGUGAGCUUUGCAACAUUCAACGCCCCCAACUAUGGCACGUACACGUUUCCUCCCUGGGCUAAUGUGCUUGGAUGGUGCCUGGCCAUCUCAUCGAUGUCCAUGGUGCCCCUUUACGCCAUCUACAAACUUUGUAGCCUACCUGGAAAGUUUUGUAAUAGACUGGCUUAUGCCAUCACCCCAGAGACAGAACACCAUUUGGUAGACAAUGGCGAAGUUCGUCAGUUCACACUUCAUCACUGGCUGGUUGUCUGAAUGCUGAAGUGAAAAUGUAUAUGAAGGAAGGGUGGAUGAAUGCAUGCACAGCAAAGGUCUGAAAUAUGACAAAGAGGUGAGAGGAGGACUCAAAAGCAAGAGAAAUUUAAAAGUGCCAGAAAAAAAACUUGUAAGAAAUUAUAGUGUGAUUUUAAUUUCAACUGUGCAUGUGUAAAGCUGUGCGUAAACCCAUUUUGGUUUGACAUCAGUGAACUGGAAACUGGUACUGUGGUGUUCAACUUGCAUCUUCUCUGAAUACAGUAGUCUUCAAAAAGAUGCUGUCUAACUUUGGCAUGUUGGUCAUCUUCAUUUUGCAUGUAAUAAAUUAACUUUGUAGAUCUAGAGGAGCAGACAAAGCAUCAUAACAGGACAGAGAAGACUACUAAUAUUGCUGUUAUAGAUAUUUUCAGUAGCAUGCAUGAUGAAAUCAACAUGGAUGUGAUACAGUGUACUAUAAUUUGAUUUCUUGAGGAGUCUAAUUAGAUUUUAUGUUAAAUGAUCUCAGUAAUGAUGAUGGAAUUGCAAAUAUUUAUUUACUAUUUAGGGUUGUAACAUACCAAAUGUUGAUUACAACUUUCUGAAAUGUUUACAAGCCUAUUUAUUCGAAUGACGUACUGUCUUAUUUUAAUGACUGUUAAAACUGUUCAUUUCAAAUAUUUCACAAAAUGUAUACAUUAAAUGGUCUUAUAGGAAAUAAAUAUUAGAAAUUAUUCAGAUGAAACAAUCCCAACAAGACUUUCUAAAACUCAAUGCUCAGAUAAAAUUAACAUGCCUUUGAUAGCAGUUUGAAAAUAUUAAAACUACAGAAUAAAAUAUCAUCAAUAUAAAAAAGUAGAUAACAUAAUAAUGAGAAUAAAAUGAAAAUAUAUACAUAAAAUAUUAUCAGAAUAGAAUUGCAAUAUUGUGAAGAAAAAAAGCUGUUUUACAAUUAUUAAGUUGUAAUAUAAUUCCAAUUUAGUAUGUUUGGCACAUCAACACUAUCAUCAGUCGGGUGUUUGAUAGUAUUUUGUCCUUAGAGAGAAUGAACUGAAAAUGGUUCAUUUAUGGGUUAGCCACAAUAGAAGUCAUAACUUGACUGUAAUGUCAUUAUAAUAAAAAUAUAAAUAAUGUGGCAUGAAAUGUUAUGUGCAUUAGCACUCAAAAUAACACAUGUAGUAUCCAGACUGUUAAUUUAAACAACCAAAGACUCUGAAAACAUUAGAUUUAACCAUCACUGAGCUACCAUAUUAUUGGUUACUUGUUCAUGUUUAUAUAUUCCAUCCCUAAUAUGAUAGUUUGUUUCAAUGAAAAGCUUUAAUUUUAGUCAUCGAAUAGCACUCUUAAGACUGUUUAAAGGCUGCUCUUUG
Molecule: messenger RNA, 3541 nt
Organism: Syngnathus acus (greater pipefish)
Lineage: Eukaryota; Metazoa; Chordata; Actinopteri; Syngnathiformes; Syngnathidae
Gene: slc6a3
Product: solute carrier family 6 member 3
Exons: 16
Coding region: 339-2195 (618 amino acids)
Biological process (GO): dopamine uptake involved in synaptic transmission; sodium ion transmembrane transport
Cellular component (GO): presynaptic membrane; neuronal cell body membrane; neuron projection
Molecular function (GO): norepinephrine:sodium symporter activity; dopamine:sodium symporter activity
Source: RefSeq, a predicted model, not a curated record